This is a messenger RNA of Melampsora larici-populina 98AG31, 1193 nucleotides long. RefSeq lists its product as uncharacterized. Gene Ontology annotation, molecular function: metallopeptidase activity; protein binding; deNEDDylase activity. Bases 43 to 1149 code for a protein of 368 amino acids. The record is from RefSeq and is a predicted model, not a curated record. NCBI's taxonomy places the organism in Eukaryota, Fungi, Basidiomycota, Pucciniomycetes, Pucciniales, Melampsoraceae. Gene Ontology annotation, cellular component: cytoplasm; COP9 signalosome. Gene Ontology annotation, biological process: protein deneddylation. The transcript has 8 exons.
GUCCAAUUGGAAUCUGAUCCUUAUGCCAUCUUGAAUGACAGCAUGGCCACUACAAAUUCAUCUAGUCCUGCUGGAGGUGUAGCUCAAAAGACGUUCGAUAUAGCAAACAAUGUUCAAACGCUAGAGGAAGAUCAAAUAUUCAAGUAUAAUUCUGAAGAACAAAAGACAAUCUUGAAUGAAAAGAAAUGGAAAAGUGACCCAAAUUAUUUUAAGAAAGUUCGCGUUUCUGGGGUGGCUCUAAUCAAGAUGGUUAUGCAUGCUCGAUCUGGCGGCCAAUAUGAGAUCAUGGGCCUCAUGCAGGGUAAAAUCGAUGGAGACACUUUCGUGGUCAUGGAUUCGUUUGCAUUACCUGUCGAGGGAACUGAAACCAGAGUGAAUGCUGCAAGCGAAGCCAAUGAAUACAUGGUGGAAUUUUUGACACACUCAAAAAAGGUAGGCCGGCCUGAGAAUGUAGUAGGAUGGUACCACUCCCAUCCGGGCUAUGGAUGUUGGCUAUCUGGAAUCGAUGUGAACACUCAACUCACCAAUCAAACCUGGACUGACCCUUUUGUCGCGAUCGUGAUAGAUCCCAACCGCACCAUCUCAGCUGGUAGAGUUGACAUUGGCGCGUUUCGAACCUACCCUAAAGACCAUGUUCCCCCAGAUGGUGGUCAGGGCGAUGAUUAUCAAUCUGUGCCAUUGAGUAAAAUCGAAGACUUUGGUGCCCAUGCCAAUGCAUACUAUUCCUUAGAAAUCGAACACUUCAAAUCAAGUUCAGAUACCAAGAUCUUAGACCUUUUGUGGAAUAAGUAUUGGGUUAUGACCCUAAGUCAAAGUUCAUUGAUCUCAAAUCGAGCAUAUACGGCCAAUCAAAUUCAAGAUCUGACUGCUAAGCUGUCAAAAGCCGAUAAUGCGACAACAAGUCGGUGCGGUCUAGGUUGUCUCUUGCCAGCUGCCGUAUUGACGGAAUACAUGGAAAACAAAGCUGGUUCUGGAUCUCAAGUUAUUACUGCCUCUAAUGUCCAGCAGCGUCAGACUCAACUCGCUAAAGUGAUGCGAGAGGUGGAGAAGCUUGAAGUCGAAAACCAAUAUGGCAUGGUUGGGCAGAUUGUCAAAAACGCUCUAUUCAACCAGGGUGACAAUGCGGUACUUGAUUUGCCAGAGGUGUAAUGACUUUAAUGUAUCUUGUACCAAUAAAAUCAAUCUAAAAGUCG